CCUCCCACACCAACGUCGCCGACACUCGCCAUGGCUUUCAAGUUUGGCUUGAAGAACAAGCUUGCGAGCGGCCCGACCAAGCCGUUGCUGGGAAAGAAGAAGCCGCUGUUCGAUGAAGAAGAGGAUGAGCCCGUACCCAAGCCCAAGGCCGCAGUUGCCGAGGAGGAAAUCGCAGAGUUCAACUUCGAAGACACGCUAGCCGCCGCGUCGAAAGCCGAAAAGCCUGCCCAGAAACCCAAGCCGAAGCCCAAAACACUCGAGCCCCCAAAGCGAAAAGCGCUCGCAAAAGAGGACGACCCGACCAGAGUCGCCAAUCUAGCCAGCGCCAAAGAGUCGGAACGACGUGCCAAAGAGGCCCAGGAGCUGGAUGCAUCCAUCUACGACUACGAUGCCGCCUACGAAGCCAUCCACGCAAGGCAGCUGGCAAAGAAGGCUGCUGAGCAAGAGGCUGCUGCGGACCAGACGCCAAAGUACAUGGAGGCCCUGUUUGAGUCAGCAGAGCAGCGCAAAAAGGACCAGCUCCGCGCACGAGACAAGAUCCUGCAACGCGAGCGGGAGGCCGAGGGCGACGAGUUCGCGGACAAGGAAAAAUUCGUGACGGGUGCGUACAAACUCCAGCAGGAGGAGGCGCGCAAGGCCGAGGAGGAAGAGAGGAAGAAGCAGGAGGAAGAGGAGGAGCAAAAGCGCAAGUACGGCAUGCAGAACUUCCAUAAGCUGAGACUGAUGGAGGAGGAGAAGCGACACCAAGAAGCCAUGGAGGCUGCCGCGGAGCUCGCCAAAUCAGGUGUGAGGCUGGAGGAACAGCCCAAGGAGAAGACAGAUGCAGAGAUAGCCGCCGAAGCACGAGCACAGGGCAAAGACAUUACCCUAAACGAAGAAGGCCAGGUCACGGACAAGAGACAGCUCCUCCAAGCUGGUCUCAACAUCAUUGCGAAACCGAAGAAGCCCAUGACCGCGGUUUCCACGGCACUGAAACCAUCGGCGCCAAACAACGGCUUCCAAGGCCGCAAUGCUGCGCGGAACGAUAUUCGGGCCAGGCACACCCAGAUGGUCGCCCAACAGAUCGAACAAGCUGCGAAGCGUAAAGCAGACGAGGAUGCUGAAGAGGCAAGAAAGCUCCUGCAUUCCAGCAAGAGCCAGAAGACGGCAACCGACAUCAGCAGUGCAAAGGAACGUUAUCUGCAGCGAAAGAAAGAAGCUGCGGCUGCAAAGGCGGCCGCUGAGGGCAAAUGAGGGAAAACCUCGCACUCUCCGUUGCCAGAUUGUCAGCGUCAUAGAGUUGUAUGAUCGAAUGCGUAAACCUCACAUCUGUGCCCUCAAACUGCUCCACAUUCUCCAUUUGGCCCAUCCACAUGACCCUCUCCCUGACGAAUAUCUCGCCCUCCGGUGGGUAUCGGUCUAGGCCUUGUGCCAACGUCCCGGCUUGUACGAUCGUGUAUCCUUUGUACCCUUCGGAUUCACUCUCCUUCCACAAUGUACUCGAGCAUGUGUCACAAAACGAGACGGUAAAGACGGGUCCUUGGCCUGACUUGAGCAGAAAUUUUCGCGGCGAGCCGACGAACCGGAGAGAGCUGGAUC
Paraphaeosphaeria sporulosa is the source of this 1578-nucleotide messenger RNA. RefSeq lists its product as uncharacterized. The transcript is spliced from 2 exons. The record is from RefSeq and is a predicted model, not a curated record. NCBI's taxonomy places the organism in Eukaryota, Fungi, Ascomycota, Dothideomycetes, Pleosporales, Didymosphaeriaceae. Gene Ontology annotation, biological process: regulation of alternative mRNA splicing, via spliceosome. Bases 31 to 1233 code for a protein of 400 amino acids.